AUAAGAUCUUCAGCUUAUAUAUAGAUGAACUAAUCAAUUAUCUUACAGAGGACAUUAAGAGGGAAACUAGAAAACGUGAAAGUAUGGAGAGGACACCUUCACUUAUAUUCCAUGUUAGCUUGCUUAUUAUAUUCGUCGCAGUUGUGAAUCAGACAAGAGCAGAUUCAUGCAACGACAGCUUAGGCACAUGCACUUACGAGGGGGUGCCACCUUCACCCCCUUCACCCCUUUCACCCCUCAAAGUUUGCAUCGGUGUAGUUAAAAGAAUGUGCAGUUAUGUUUGUCCUGAGAAAUGUUGUGAUGCGAACUGUGCACAAAAAUAUAAAGGUGGGCGUGGAUUUUGUAAUCCCUUUGGUAAUAUUAUUUUGUGCCAAUGUCAGUACCCUUGCUAAAACUGGUUGAAAUUUUUUGG
This is a messenger RNA of Camelina sativa (false flax), 412 nucleotides long. Its product is annotated as defensin-like protein 182. NCBI's taxonomy places the organism in Eukaryota, Viridiplantae, Streptophyta, Magnoliopsida, Brassicales, Brassicaceae. The record is from RefSeq and is a predicted model, not a curated record.